This is a messenger RNA of Macroventuria anomochaeta, 1646 nucleotides long. Its product is annotated as xylose isomerase-like protein. NCBI's taxonomy places the organism in Eukaryota, Fungi, Ascomycota, Dothideomycetes, Pleosporales, Didymellaceae. The transcript has a single exon. The record is from RefSeq and is a predicted model, not a curated record. The coding region runs from base 496 to 1569 and encodes 357 amino acids.
GGCUUCUUGGGCAGCAACAGGUCGCAGACUAACUAUCGUCUCACGAGACCUUCAUGUCUUCAAUACUGUGGUACACUGCUUCCCCUAGGCAAGUACGAACGCAACUAGGAGGUAGUCGCUCCCAGUGUACCACAACGCUCCUGCCUCCUUAUACUCCCAUCACCAUUCUUACGGCACGCCUUGACGGGCUGAUUGUAGCUCUACGAGAUGACUUGGUCUUCAGUUCAUAAAUGCUCGUUUCUUGUCAGGUAAAUAAUUGGGUAAGAUGCAGAGCUUUACUAACAUGCAGCUGUAUGCGGUCAUAGGAGCUACUCCACCAUAACGACGUCAUGCGUAUGGCACCGAAAGUUCCAUCUACACUGACAACAGCAAUUGUAUCUACACACGUUACCACGGCAUAUUCCAUACAUUCUACCCCUCUCAGACCUCUUUCUUUAAUCAAUAAACACAUUCCCCCAUAGAAUUCAAACUACUAAUAUACACUCAACAUCCACAAUGGGCGGCCUCGACCUCUCCUCCCUAGCCACCAUCCCAAUCAGCUACGCAACAUGCUCCCUCGGGUCACCCAACUCACCACCCCCACUCCUUGACCGCCUCGAUGCCAUCUCCAAAGCUGAUUUCGCCGCCGUCGAGCUAUCCUUCCCCGACAUCCUAUCCUACGGGCAAACGCUCCUGGGCCACGAAGUCGCACCCAACAACUACGACGAACUGGUGAAGGUUGCAGAAGCGAUUAAGAAGGAAUGCAACAAGCGCAACCUAGGCAUCAUGAUGUUGCAACCCUUCGCCAACUUCGAGGGCUGGCCGCAGGGCUCGGAUGAACGUAAGGAUGCGUUCGAGAGGCUGGACGGCUGGAUCCGGAUCAUGUGCGCCGCAGGCACAGACAUGCUGCAAGUCGGGUCCACAGAUUCUAAGCUGGAGAAAUUGGACAAGAGCCGCAUCGUGCCCGAUCUGCAGGAGCUCGCUGAUAAAUUGAAGGAACAUGGGUUCCGCGUCGCGUACGAGAACUGGUGCUGGUCGACGCACGCGCCGGAUUGGAAGAAUGCAUGGGACAUCGUGCAGAAGGUCGAUCGCCCGAACAUCGGUCUGUGUCUCGAUACGUUCCAGACUGCGGGGGGCGAGUGGGCGGAUCCACGGACGCAGUCGGGGCUGUUGGAAGAUGUGAGCAAGGAAGAGUUGGAGAAGCGGUUCAAGAGGAGCCUUGAAGAGCUUGGAAACACGAUUCCAAAGGAUAAGAUCUACCUGCUGCAAAUUAGCGACGGGUACAAGGUACCGCAGGCGCUGAAGGAUGAGCGGGAUAAGGAUGGUCUGCUGCCGCGUGGAAGGUGGAGUCACGAUUUCAGGCCGCUGCCGUAUAACGGUGGAUACCUCCCGGUCGCUGACGUAGCGCGGGCAGUCCUCAACACCGGCUUCCGAGGUUGGUUCAGCUACGAAGUCUUCGAUGGUGGUAAGGACGGCAAGGGGGGAGAUGUUGACAUCGUAGCAUAUGCGCGCGCGGCGAAGAACGUGCAGAACAGACUGCUGGCUGAGUGCGCUGGUGAGAAGGUCCCGGAUGAGAUGGCGACACGAUAAAGUAUCGGCAACAAAGCGUCAUGCACGUCCGAAUAGAAGAGUAGUGUAUGUAUAACGAAAGAGUUAUUAUAAUGAGC